UUAGUAUUAGUGACAAGUUAUCCGUGAACAAAAACAGACACAAGACAAAGGCGUCCAAGUGGCAUAAAGAUAAAAGAGUGAAAAGUGCAAAAAAAAAAGUUAGUGAAAAUGGUUUCGAUCCAGACAAUCGGCACGAUAGUCGUGAAAUCGUUCAAAAUUGUAUUGAACAUCAUAAUCCUGGUUCUAUACCGAACAGGAUACAAUGGCGAGUUCCUGGGGGUGGGAGGCACUUGGAACCUCAACGAGGAGAAGAAUCCAGAUGCCGAGAUCGUCGCGUCUGGAGUUAUAGUGGGCUACCUCAUAUACACACUGGUGCAAGUGGUCACUUAUCUAUUCGGCACCACUGAACACAAGAGUGGUGUGCGUGGACCUUACAGAGCUCUGUCAGAUAUCGUGAUGAACUUCGUGGGUGUGUUCCUGUGGAUCGCGGUGGGCGCUGUCGCGCUGCACUACUGGGGCGGAUACCAGGGCGAGCAACAGUACCACUUCGUGUACUCCGAGAAACAAGUGGGUUUGGCGGUUGGUGCGCUGUGCGUCAUACAGGGUGCGGUCUACUUAUUGGAUACGGCACUCUCAGUCAUUCACUUCACGAAAGAGAUGUAAAAUGACAACAUAAUUAUAAUUAAUUACCAUAUUUAAAUUUAGUUAAUGAGUAAUUAUGAUGUCGUUGUAAUUCCAUCACUUGGAGACAUGGCGGAAUGAUUUCUGAAUGAAAGUCUUAUUUAUGCAUUAUGAAGUGUCACUUCUGUAUUCACUUUACAUUAUCUUUUAGGCAAUUUACAGGUUAGACAAUUAUAAAUAUCGACUCUUAAGCACCAAAUAUUUUUUUUAUUUGUCAAGCACUUUCCAGCAAAUCUAGUAGUAAUCUAGUAUCAAUCUAAGCUUCACCUAAAUCAUUUUUGACGGAUGACGCCAUAUUGGUGUCGUAAAGUGGUUUAAAUGUAUUAAAUGACUAUGAUUAUAUUUUUUGUGCUCUUUAUUAUUUUUUAGUAAUAGAUUCUACAGUGCAAAGUCAGAGUAAGCCAUUUGAACAAAUUUACAAUGAUUUUUAUGAAUUCCCACCUCUACGAUACUAUUAAGUUACAAAGCUGUCUUGUAUUUUGUAAUAAAACAAUGUUAUAUCGAAAAUAAAUUUUAAUAUUAAAUAUAAA
Messenger RNA from Galleria mellonella (greater wax moth), 1151 nucleotides. RefSeq names its product protein snakeskin (gene Ssk). Lineage: Eukaryota; Metazoa; Arthropoda; Insecta; Lepidoptera; Pyralidae. The coding region runs from base 109 to 603 and encodes 164 amino acids. The record is from RefSeq and is a predicted model, not a curated record. The transcript is spliced from 4 exons. Gene Ontology annotation, biological process: septate junction assembly.